AUGUACGUGUGCCUGUGCGAGAAGGAAGUGCACACACCCACACCCCGAACACGCACGAGCCGCGUAUGAGCUCACGGGACAGUCACGGUGCUCUGAGUAACUCGUCGGGUGUGUCUGUGCCCACGCAUUCCUUGCAGGGAAGGUCCUCUGCUGCAACAAGUGUGGUGUCGUUACAGCAGGUGAAGCGGAACGAGAGCCACGCGCAUACCUACACGCACACACAGGCGCACAUGGAGAGAGAUGAGGCCGCCAGUCGGUCUGUGCGAGCACUCGAAGCCAAGGACGGCGAUCAAAGUACCAACAAACCCCUAAACUCUAAAGACCAAGGUAAUGCACGGUCACGAGCAGCCAGUCAGAAAAGUCGAUCCAGUCUCAGAUCUUUAGAGAUGCAGUCCAACGCUGUGGCACAAGCACAAGCCCUCAAAGAGGUGCUAAAAAUAGAUUCCAACGAUGUUCUAAAAAUAGAAUCCAGUUCAAACGAUGAGUUAGAGGGUAUUGAUCUCAGCGGCCUCGAUGUCAGUACAUUAAAUCAUCGUCGCGCGACAACAGGCGUCAAUAAGAGGAAUUCUCGGUCAGCCGAGAGCACACUAAAUCAGUCGCAGACAUCCACUCCGUCCAACUGGAGUGAGAAACCUAGCCCCAAAACCAGACCCGUAUCUGUGAAUAGUUUUACCCGGCCUGCUUUGGUGUCUGUUGAUGGCUUGGGUAUGGGCUCACCACGUAUGCCGUCGGGUAUGUCGGGAAGCACAGGAAGGUCGACGUCUAUAAAUAGAUCGCGUUCCACCAAUAGAAACCGUUCUAUGAAUAGAUCGCGGUCAAUAAAUAAGUCCCACAUUGUCAGUCUACCCGCGCCGAAGGAGAACAAUGACCCAUCGCUCGACGUGUUCGGUGACACCAGCGAUGACCAUAAAAGUAGCGACGAUGAUUUUGGCGCGGCUUUUUCUGGAAGCAUCAACGUCAACAAACUCGAGAAUUCCUACAACAACCUGCUAUGA
This is a messenger RNA of Sphaeroforma arctica JP610, 995 nucleotides long. RefSeq lists its product as hypothetical. The annotation marks the transcript as partial. The transcript is spliced from 5 exons. The record is from RefSeq and is a predicted model, not a curated record. Lineage: Eukaryota; Ichthyosporea; Ichthyophonida.